Vicia faba (fava bean) is the source of this 468-nucleotide messenger RNA. NCBI's taxonomy places the organism in Eukaryota, Viridiplantae, Streptophyta, Magnoliopsida, Fabales, Fabaceae. The record is from the annotation of a GenBank genome assembly.
AUGAAAACUUUCGUUAGAUCAACCAUCUUAGAAGAGAGAAAUGCUUUGGUCGUUCGCAAACUGAUGAAGAAGGUAAGACGGGAUAACAAAGUUCCCACAUACGACGCCAUUGAUUGUGUCCGACUAGAAAUUUGGAUGGUUUAUCCUUCAAAGGGUAUUCUGGAGAAGGUAUGUCCAACCUAUUUGUCAACAAGAUAUGGGGGGACACCUGUAAAAGAGCCUCUGAUGCCAAAGUCAACGAAAGGAGGAAGAGGUACCGAGCAGAAUACUAGGUUUCUCUUGGAGGACGAGCUCAUGAGCAGGCGUGAUUCGUUAGUCCCUGAAUAUGAGGAGGACGAGCAGGAUGAAGAUCCUACCCGGGGAAGUGCUUUCCCAGUAGAAUGCAGACUUGUCCCUUUGGAAGGCCUAUUUGGACCGAGCCAAGUUAAUUGGGCUGUUCUGAUUGCAGAAGCGGAUUGGCCCGUAUGA